Messenger RNA from Gongylonema pulchrum, 300 nucleotides. The record is from the annotation of a GenBank genome assembly. NCBI's taxonomy places the organism in Eukaryota, Metazoa, Nematoda, Chromadorea, Rhabditida, Gongylonematidae.
CUAUGCAAAAAAUGCGAAACGAAUGGCUAAGCUUAUCACAACAAAACCAUUCAGCGCAGCGGAACGACUUGUUAAAUACAUUGAGUUUGUGGCAAACAAUAAUGGCAUGCUACCGGAACUGCAAAUUGAGGGAAGGAAGCUCAAUUUUAUUGUGUACCACAAUCUUGAUAUUUUCCUACCAUUCACCAUUUUAACUCUUCUUUUGCCCUUUGCUAUUCUAAAAGUGGUGAGAAUUGUCUUAAGGAAUUUCGGUGACAAAGUCUAUUUGUAUGUUUUAAACAAAGUGAAACGAGAAUAGAA